ACAUGCAGGAUCCAACCCCCAUACUCUACCAGAAAAAGACAAAGACCCCUCCCAUCAUUCUUCAAUGUCUAGAAUUACCUUUUUCUUGGCUCUAUAACUUUUGCUACACUUUUGAUUCAUAUAGACCCAAAACCAUGAGCGUACCCAAAAAAAUGAAUAAAUAACUAAACCAAAACCAAAACCAAAAUUUAUCCAAAAAAGAAAACACCCAAAAUUAAAACCUUCACUUUUUCCGAACCCAACUGCGUUGCACUGACAAGCAUAUCUCGUUGGUUUUUUAGUAUCGGCUGUAGACCUGCUAAUAGAUGGCGUCUGAUCCCGAGCAGUCUGCUCCUGCUUCUUUUGGAAAGGUUUCUCUCCCCAGUCCCUUUUCAGUGGAUAAGUCUUCCACUGAGAUUGGUGAUGUCGACGAGCCUCUUCUUAAUGGAAUUCACGGUUCAGAAAACUAUUCUGUACUUUCUUCAAUCCUUCCAUUUCUAUUCCCAGCUUUAGGAGGACUACUAUAUGGCUAUGAUAUUGGUGCUACAUCUUGUGCUACAAUUUCCAUAGAGUCAGCGACUUUGAGUGGAGUAUCAUGGUACAAUUUGUCUUCCGUGGAAAUUGGUCUGAUUACUAGUGGUUCAUUAUAUGGUGCCUUGAUUGGAUCUGUCUUAGCCUUUAAAAUUGCUGAUUUCUUAGGAAGAAGAAGGGAGUUGAUUUCAGCUGCUGUGUUGUAUCUUGUUGGAGCUGUAGUAACAGGAGUAGCACCUAACUUUGCUGUUAUGGUGAUUGGGCGCUUUAUAUAUGGUAUAGGAAUUGGACUGGCAAUGCAUGCUGCUCCAAUGUACAUUGCAGAGACGUCUCCUACUCAAAUACGAGGACGACUAAUCUCUCUCAAGGAGUUCUUUAUAGUACUUGGGAUGGUUGGAGGUUAUGGAAUUGGAAGUCUUUUAGUUGAUAUAGUCGCUGGUUGGCGCUAUAUGUAUGUAGCUAGUACCCCUUUGGCUUUGAUUAUGGGAAUUGGAAUGUGGUGGCUACCAGCAUCGCCUAGAUGGAUCCUUCUAUGUGCCAUACAGGGAAAAGGAAAUAUGGAGGAAUUUAAAGAGAGUGCAGUACGGUGCUUGUGCCGGCUAAGGGGUACAGCCAUUGGCGACACAGCUCUUGCACAAGUAGAUGAAAUACUGGCUGAGCUUUCUUCCGUUGGUGAAGAGAAAGAUGUUACCAUUGGGGAAAUGUUUCGAGGAAAGUGCUUGAAAGCCCUUGUCAUCGGUGGAGGCUUAGUCUUGUUCCAACAGAUCACAGGCCAACCUAGCGUGCUCUAUUAUGCUGCAUCAAUCUUUCAGAGCGCAGGCUUCUCUGCUGCAUCUGAUGCAACACGAGUCUCAAUCCUGCUGGGUUUGCUGAAGUUGAUAAUGACUGGAAUAGCUGUUCUUGUUGUGGAUAAACUUGGGAGGAGGCCCCUGCUGUUAGGUGGUGUUUCUGGGAUGGUGAUCUCUUUGUUCCUUCUGGGAUCAUAUUACCUUUUCCUGGAUAAUGCAGCAGCUGUGGCUGUUAUUGCACUGCUUUUGUAUGUUGGCUGUUAUCAGUUAUCGUUUGGUCCAAUCGGUUGGCUAAUGAUCUCGGAGGUUUUCCCAUUACGCUUAAGAGGGCGAGGACUGAGCAUAGCCGUGCUUGUGAACUUUGGUGCCAAUGCUCUGGUGACAUUUGCAUUUUCCCCACUGGAGGCAUUGGUGGGAGCAGGAAUAGUGUUUUAUGGGUUUGGGGUAAUAGCGGUGGCGUCUUUGGUGUUCAUCUUCUUCAUCGUACCAGAGACAAAGGGGCUUACUCUGGAGGAAAUUGAAGCCAGAUGUCUAUAAGAUAUUCCUAAUGUUGUAUCUAAAUAAGCCGGUGCUGUUGUAGCAAAACAAAUAACAGAUUACAUGUUCAAAACAAAAAACGUUUUAGUUUUAUUUUUGGUACUAGAAUAUGUUGCAAAGGUA
Ziziphus jujuba (common jujube) is the source of this 1958-nucleotide messenger RNA. RefSeq names its product D-xylose-proton symporter-like 2. NCBI's taxonomy places the organism in Eukaryota, Viridiplantae, Streptophyta, Magnoliopsida, Rosales, Rhamnaceae. Gene Ontology annotation, biological process: transmembrane transport. Gene Ontology annotation, cellular component: membrane. The transcript has 15 exons. Gene Ontology annotation, molecular function: fructose transmembrane transporter activity. The coding region runs from base 306 to 1835 and encodes 509 amino acids. The record is from RefSeq and is a predicted model, not a curated record.